AUGCGCAGGCUACGCCCACUUUUUACGACGAGCCGGAAAGUAGUGGCUGCAGCCAGUGCUGAACUGUGCCGGGCGGCUAUGGGGAAAAUUGCGCUGCAGCUCAAAGCUACGCUGGAGAACGUCACCAGCCUCCGGCCUGUUGGCGAAGACUUCCGGUGGUACCUGAAGAUGAAAUGUGGCAACUGUGGUGAGGUGUCAGAGAAGUGGCAGUACAUCCGUUUGAUGGACAGUGUGGCACUUAAAGGAGGCCGUGGCAGCGCAUCCAUGGUCCAGAAGUGCAAGCUGUGCUCUCGGGAAAAUUCCAUCGAGAUUUUGAGCAGCACCAUCAAAUCUUACAAUGCUGAAGAUAGUGAGAACUUCAAGACGAUAGUAGAGUUUGAGUGUCGGGGUCUUGAACCAGUUGACUUCCAGCCUCAGGCUGGGUUUGCUGCCGAGGGUGUGGAGUCAGGGACAAUCUUCAGUGACAUUAACCUGCAGGAGAAGGACUGGACUGAUUAUGAUGAAAAGGCUCGGGAGUCAGUGGGAAUCUACGAGGUCACACACCAGUUUGUGAAGUGCUGA
Orycteropus afer afer is the source of this 561-nucleotide messenger RNA. It is a transcript of the gene CZIB, whose product is annotated as CXXC motif containing zinc binding protein. NCBI's taxonomy places the organism in Eukaryota, Metazoa, Chordata, Mammalia, Tubulidentata, Orycteropodidae. Gene Ontology annotation, molecular function: zinc ion binding. The record is from RefSeq and is a predicted model, not a curated record.